AUGAGGAUAGACGGUUACAGUAGUCUAAACGGGAAGACACAAAGCUUAGAGGCGACUUUAUCUGCGCAGACACACCGUUCUACUUUUGUCCAACUAAGACACAAAAACAUUCACUUUAGAGAUAUAGGCCUUUUUAAAGAACAACACAUUCUGACUGUUGUUUUUGUCUCUUCCAGUGAGCCUAAAGUAGCCAGCAGGAUAUUCCAGUGUUGUGCCUGGAAUGGAGGAGUGUUCUGGCUCAGUCUGUUUCUCUUCUACCGGGUCUUUAUCCCCCUGCUGCAGACCCUCACAGCAAAGAUCAUCGGUGACCCCUCCCUCCAUGGCAGCGUGUGGUCCUGGUUAGAAUUCAUCGUGACAUCCGUCUUCAGCGCCCUCUGGGUUCUCCCCUUGUUCGUCCUGAGCAAGAUAGUCAACGCCAUCUGGUUCCAGGAUAUAGCUGACCUUGCGUUUGAAGUGUCUGGCUGCAAAGCUCAGCCCUUCCCCAGCGUCAGUAAGAUCAUCGCAGACAUGCUGUUUAACCUGCUGCUCCAGGCGCUCUUCCUCAUCCAGGGUAUGAUUGUUAGCCUUUUCCCCAUCGAUGCGAUCGGUCAGAUGGUCAGCCUCCUCCACAUGUCUCUGCUCUACUCCCUGUAUUGCUUCGAGUAUCGUUGGUUCAACCACGGCAUCGAGAUGCACCAGCGACUGUCCAACAUCGAGAGGAACUGGCCCUACUACUUUGGCUUCGGUUUACCCAUGGCUCUGCUGACGGCCAUGCCCUCCUCAUACAUCAUCAGUGGCUGCUUGUUCUCCAUCCUCUUCCCUCUGUUCAUCAUCAGCGCUAAUGAGGCAAAGACGCCAACAAAACUAUAUCACUUCCAGCUGCGGCUCUUCUCCUUGGUCGUGCUGAUCAGCAACAAGUUUUUCCACAAAACUGUCCACCUGCAGUCCUCUCUGACGCCAUCCGCCUCAUCGGAGAAGCUGUCCUCGCCCCAAACCUCCCCGAACCGCCACAGACUGCUGCACAGCCAGUGAUGGAUCCACACCAUGAUGCCAAACAACAUUUGGCGUCAGACAGCGUGGUGGUGGGGAAGAAAAGUGACUCUUCCCUGAAGAUGAUGAUGAUACGCAAUGUAAAAUGAAGGGUUUAUGUAGAAUAUUGUAUCUAAGUCCAAACCAGGCACAUUUUGACUCACCCCUCAGUCUGAACACCUUAUAGAAACAUUUUAACAGCUGCAACUUUGUUUGUUUGGUCUUCUCUUUCAGUUGAAUUGUUUUAUUUGUAAAAUGUGCCAUUUUAAUGACUCAAUUUCAGAUUACAGCACAAGAAACCGUUUUAAUCUUGAGCAGAUGUACCCAAGUAGACCUUUUUUCUUUCUUUCUCUCUGUAAAGGACCUUAGAAGGAGCAGCAGUAGGUUUUACCUGCAGGAUUUUCAAACACAAACGUGUGAAUUCUUUCCCUGCUACCUUUCAGUCUCACAUGAGGUCAGGCAGGUUUAUGUUGCUGUUUAUAACCGGUAAGAAAGCCGCUCCUGUUUGGUGUCUCAUCCAACCAGCAGGGGAGAGUUUACCGUAUCCCCUGCUAGUUAUUGGCUGCUCACAGUGUCGACGCUGCCAAACCACUGCAGUUUUUCUUUUGUUUUUUUCCACUUAACCUACAAACAUGCAAAGCUCUGUGAUGAAACGGGGAGUCAAACACUUUCUUUUUAUAAAUUAGGUGAUCCGCCUCUUUUAGCGAAACCUGUGUCGUCCCCAGAGAGCUGUCCUUAUGUCUAACUCUCAAAGACUGUUUGUUUUCUUCUGUGCUGUAUCUCAUACCUCUUAAGCCUUCCUCCAGACACCUCGGCCCUCUCGCUAAUGUUUCCUCCUUCACUGACCGAGCUCAUGGCUGUGCAUAGAGGGCAGUGAUUCUCAAAAUGUGUGCAAUUCUAAAAGGAGCAUAGUGUUAGUGGUUUUAUUGUUUUUCUUUUUGUAAAAGUAAUUCACCUAAUUUGAAUAAAAUUUGGUCAGUAUUCAAUA
This is a messenger RNA of Cyprinodon variegatus (sheepshead minnow), 1996 nucleotides long. RefSeq names its product etoposide induced 2.4 (gene ei24). NCBI's taxonomy places the organism in Eukaryota, Metazoa, Chordata, Actinopteri, Cyprinodontiformes, Cyprinodontidae. Gene Ontology annotation, biological process: macroautophagy. The coding region runs from base 1 to 1011 and encodes 336 amino acids. The record is from RefSeq and is a predicted model, not a curated record. The transcript is spliced from 9 exons. Gene Ontology annotation, cellular component: endoplasmic reticulum.